Acanthaster planci (crown-of-thorns starfish) is the source of this 2574-nucleotide messenger RNA. RefSeq lists its product as uncharacterized. The record is from RefSeq and is a predicted model, not a curated record. Lineage: Eukaryota; Metazoa; Echinodermata; Asteroidea; Valvatida; Acanthasteridae. Gene Ontology annotation, molecular function: oxidoreductase activity.
UUCACGUGAAGUAUAUAGCUCAACCAACGUGAGGCAUACCGUGCACAUCAGUGGGCGUUGUACGUGUCGCCGUACCGUUCCACUUUUUACGGGCUUCAUGCCAGGCAAGGCGCCAAAGCGAAGUUCGAAGUUCAUGAGCUACGCACACAAGACUAGGCAAACAUGAUCAGGGCCAGGGUAGGCCUAUGUCAUGUACGUGUAUGUGUUGCCCACAUGCAACACGUACACACGUUCGUGUCCAUGGGGCUGAGGUGCGGAGGCAUUUGGAGAAGGUGUUUCGACCCUCAGAAGCUCAGAGUCAGAUUGAGAAAACAGCCAGUUUUGUCAAGAACCAUGGCAACCAACAGACAGGAGUAUGUUUUGGUUCCCCUUUCUGAGGCGGGGUCUUUUGUGGAGCGAUGCAUGGUAGCAGUUGGGACCAAACCUAGCCACGCUAAGGACCUUGCUACACUGCUGGUGUGUGCCGACUACCGAGGACAUUACAGCCAUGGGAUGAACCGUCUUGCAAUGUAUGUUGAGGAUAUCAAGAGUGGGACCAAUGCCAAGGACGGAGAACCAGUGAUUCUCAAUGAGCUGGCAGGCACUGCCUGGGUGGAUGGACAGAAUGUGCUAGGACCAGUGGUGGGGCGGUUCUGUACUGAUCUGGCCAUCAAGAAAGCAAAGGAAGCUGGGAUUGGAAUGGUGGUGGCCAAAGGUUCCAAUCAUUAUGGUAUUGCUGGCUGGUACACCAUGCGUUGUGCAGAUGCAGGCAUGCUGGGCAUGUCAUUUACUAACACUUCGCCCCUCGUCGUGCCCACCAGAGCACGAAAGCCUAUUUUAGGAACAAAUCCCUUGUCAUUGGCAGCACCAGCAGAAAAUGGAGACAGCUUUGUUCUUGACAUGGCAACAUCCACUGUAGCCUGGGGAAAGGUGGAACUUAACCACAUGAAAAAAGUGUCUAUUCCAAGUGGCUGGGGCACUGACUCCAAUGGAAAGGUUACAGAAAACCCGUCAGAAGUGCUGAAUGGCGGUGGCUUGAUGGCUCUGGGUGGACCGGAAAUCUUAGGAGGAUAUAAGGGCUAUGGAUUGAGCAUGGCUGUGGAGAUUCUUUGUGGAAUACUGGCUGGCUCGGCCUUUGGACCAUUUGUCAGGAAAUGGACCCAAAAAACCGAGGAAGCUAAUCUGGGCCAGUGUUUCAUUGUUAUUAACCCAGAGGUCUUUGCCCCUGGAUUCCAAGGUCGAAUGUCAACAUUCAUGAAUGAAUGCAGAACUACUGAACCAGCAGAGGGUGAAAAUGAGGUACUGGUGGCUGGUGAUCCUGAGAGAACUCACAUGCAAAAUGUAGAUCAGGAAGGCGGGGUCAAAUACCAUCGCAACCUUAUACAGUCAAUGGAAAGUUUGGCCAAGGAUCUGAACAUUGAGCCAAUGAAGCCCAAGGCAUAACCUACCUGAGAACUCACGUACAGCACCUGCCUUUUCAUCGAGUCACCACCUGUCAGACUCAGUACUGGUAUGCCAAGCUCUGAGACCAUAAUUUGAAAAUAUGAAAAAUGGUAGCAGAAGGGGGAUAACGGUGUUUGGAACACAAACACAUGCUGUGACAGGAUCUUACAAACAAGGAAAAAUAAUGCAGCCAAUGAAAAAAUUAAACAGAUUUUGUCACUUGAUAGUUGUACAUAAUUUACUGUAUUGGAUUACAUGUAUGCAGUCAUGUACAUAUACAUGUACGUAUACAUGUACGUAUCCACUGGUGAAGGCACAAGAAAGCAUGCAUGGACUGAUGCAAGUGCAUACACACUGUGGCAUACUAUAUGUGGCCAGUUUUUAUCUGAAUGGGCACAAGUGUUUCUUUGAAUGAGUUGAAAGCACAUGUCAAUCAGUCUUACUGUAUUUACCACCACAAAGAUAGGGUAAAUACUCAUUAUUAAGAUUGAUUGUAUAAUUAGGGUGGACGGGGGGGGUUGCUAAAAGGCAAAGCUUGUCAAGAAGUGGCCCCACAUUAAUCAAGUUAAAGUUACAUCAAGAGAUUACCAUGUGCACAUACAGCAUAAGACAAUAUAAAUUAAUAAAACAUGGACAUUCAUAUGACAAGUAAACCCGUUAUCUUUAUCUAUAAAUAAUUAUUUGACAAGUAAGUCUUAUAUUUAGAUUUAAAUACUGACUUACUGCCAAUACUUUUUAACGAUGAAUCUAAUGAACUCCAUAAUUUUGGUCCUUCAUGUCUUGUCGUGGUUGCAGCCAGUUAAGCGCGUGAUAAAACCCCGUGGAAAUCAUGUCAACUAUUUGCAGACAGACUUGGCUUGUUUCAGUGUUUCUUGGAGGACAGACUCCAUUCGGUGUGUAUAGGCCUAUUUACCAAUAACAACAUAAUUUGUUUAUACGUUCACUUUCCUGUGGAGUCAGUUGGGGCCUAUGGCCCACUUACCACCAAAGGAGAGCACACACAUGUAUGCCAAGUGUGGCAUCAUCAAUAAAGAGGUCUAUUGUUCUUUAAUUAUGUGCUUCAAGUUCCACCAUGUGAUGCAAGAUAUGGGGGCGGAGAGAACCCCCCCACCUUUGUUUGGUCAUUGUUUGAUCGGAAACUCAGGAAUUCUU